GAUGCACUGGUUCGUUUUCUUAGGUGGUUCCAGCGAAUGUCUCUUUCUGUUGUUUAACUCCAUAAUGGGGAUCAGGUAAUAUUAACUCCGGCGCAAAAGAAGGAAUAUCUGAAGCUUUCCGUCGCUUGUUUUAUUUUAUUUUUUUUCUUUGAUUUCUUUUCCUCCUUUGGUUGUUCCCUACUACCCCUCCUCUUUUCCAUCUUCUACCUUCACCUACGGAUAACGCUGGUCCACAUCUAUGGUAAAUGAAAGCAAAAACAUGUACUUACCGGAGGACACCCUUGAAAACCAUCAAGGCUCCAACUACACGAGCCCGGCGUUGCCGGCGGUGACGGCGGCGGUGAGCGAGCGCGAGCAUGGAGGAGGAGGAGGAGGGGUGCCCGUGGGCAGUGCCAUGGUGGGCCUGGCGGCAGAACACAUGCCCACGGCCGGGGCGGCCCUCAGCUGGCAGGCGGCCAUCGACGCGGCGCGGCAGGCCAAGCUCAUGGGCUCGUCCGGGCCGCCCAUCUCCACCACGGCCAGCUCCACGCAGCUGCAGCGGCGGCGCCAGCACUACGCCAAGCCCAAGAAGCCCACCUGCACCGCCGCCACCCGCCCACCUCGCGCCCUCCUCUGCCUCACCCUCAAGAACCCCAUACGCAGGGCCUGCAUCAGCAUCGUGGAGUGGAAACCGUUUGAGAUCAUCAUCCUGAUGACCAUAUUUGCUAACUGCGUGGCCUUAGCGGUGUACAUCCCCUUCCCCGAGGACGACUCCAACGCCACCAACUCCAACCUGGAGCGGGUGGAGUACCUCUUCCUCAUCAUCUUCACGGUGGAGGCGUUUCUAAAGGUCAUCGCCUACGGCCUGCUCUUCCACCCAAACGCGUACCUGCGCAACGGAUGGAACUUACUGGAUUUCAUCAUCGUGGUCGUAGGGUUGUUCAGUGCGAUAUUAGAGCAGGCCACUAAAGUAGAUGGGGGGACUCCUAUUGGUGGGAAAGCAGCGGGCUUCGACGUCAAAGCUCUCCGCGCCUUCAGAGUGCUGCGUCCACUACGGCUGGUGUCAGGAGUGCCCAGUCUGCAGGUGGUGUUGAACUCCAUCAUCAAGGCCAUGGUCCCUCUGCUGCACAUCGCCCUGCUGGUCCUCUUCGUCAUCAUCAUCUACGCCAUCAUCGGCCUGGAGCUCUUCAUGGGCAAGAUGCACCGCACCUGCUUCUACGUCCGCGAUGGACACAAGGGACCCAUAGCGGAGGAGAAGCCGGCCCCGUGUGCCCCCAGUGAUGCCACGCACGGGCGCCACUGCUCGCCGCCCAACCUCACCAAGUGUGACGGCGGGUGGGAGGGGCCUAACGAGGGCAUCACCAACUUCGACAACUUUGCCUUCGCCAUGCUCACCGUGUUCCAGUGUAUCACCAUGGAGGGGUGGACAGACGUGCUCUACUGGAUGCAGGAUGCGAUGGGCUAUGAGCUACCCUGGGUCUACUUUGUCAGUCUGGUCAUCUUUGGAUCCUUCUUUGUUCUCAAUCUGGUUCUGGGAGUCUUGAGCGGAGAGUUCUCUAAGGAGCGCGAGAAGGCGAAGGCACGCGGAGACUUCCAGAAGCUGCGGGAGAAGCAGCAGCUGGAGGAGGACCUGAAGGGCUACCUGGACUGGAUCACGCAGGCCGAGGACAUCGACCCCGACAACGAGGACGAGGGCUUGGAUGAGGAAAAGCCCCGCAACCUGAGUAUGCCCGCGGGGGAGAGUGAGUCGGUCAACACAGAUAAUGCUCCAGCAGGUGACAUGGAGGGAGAGACCUGCUGCACACGACUGGCAAAUAGGAUCUCCAAAUCCAAGUUCAGUCGCUACUCUCGGCGUUGGAACAGGUUGUGUCGGAGGAAGUGUCGAGCGGCGGUCAAGUCCAACGUGUUCUAUUGGCUGGUCAUCUUCCUGGUGUUCCUCAACACACUCACCAUCGCCUCCGAGCACCACAAGCAAGCUGAGUGGCUCACAGAUGUGCAAGACAUAGCGAAUAAAGUGCUGCUGGCUCUGUUCACGGGGGAGAUGCUGAUCAAGAUGUACAGUCUGGGGCUGCAGGCCUACUUCGUGUCGCUCUUCAACCGCUUCGACAGCUUCGUGGUGUGCGGCGGUAUCCUGGAGACCAUCCUCGUGGAGACCAAGAUCAUGUCCCCCCUCGGCAUCUCCGUGCUGCGCUGCGUACGCCUGCUCCGCAUCUUCAAGAUCACCAGGUACUGGAACUCCCUGAGUAACCUGGUGGCGUCGCUGCUCAACUCGGUGCGCUCCAUCGCCUCGCUGUUGCUGCUCCUCUUCCUCUUCAUCAUCAUCUUCUCGCUCCUCGGCAUGCAGCUCUUCGGCGGCAAGUUCAACUUCGACGUGACGCGCCGCAGCACCUUCGACAACUUCCCCCAAUCCCUGCUCACCGUCUUCCAGAUUCUGACAGGAGAGGACUGGAACUCGGUGAUGUACGACGGGAUCAUGGCGUACGGAGGGCCGUCUUUCCCGGGAAUGCUUGUGUGCAUCUACUUCAUAAUCCUGUUCAUCUGUGGAAACUAUAUCCUGCUGAACGUCUUCUUGGCCAUCGCUGUGGACAACCUGGCGGACGCAGAGAGCCUGACCUCAGCACAGAAGGAGGAAGAGGAGGAGAAGGAGAGGAAGAAGCUGGCCAGGACGGCGAGCCCAGAGAAGAGGCAGGACAAUGAGAAGCCCCCUCUGGAGGAGGAGAGGAAGGAGGAGAAGAUCGAGCUCAAGUCCAUCACCUCAGAUGGGGGCACACCUACUGCUACUAAGAUUCAUAUCGAUGAGUACCAAGGCGAUGAGAACGAGGAGAAGAACCCGUACCCUGCCAAUGAUCUCACAGGUACCGAUGACGAUGAGGAGCCAGAGAUGCCGGUCGGUCCGAGACCACGUCCACUCUCUGACGUCCAGCUCAAGGAGAAGGCCCUGCCCAUGCCCGAGGCCAAAGCCUUCUUCAUCUUCAGCCACACCAACAAGUUCAGGGUUCUGUGCCAUAAGAUCGUGAACCACAACAUCUUCACCAACCUCAUCCUCUUCUUCAUCCUACUCAGUAGCAUCUCUCUGGCCGCUGAGGACCCUGUUCAGACCGAGUCCUUUAGGAACAAGUUAUUAGGCUAUGCAGAUUACAUCUUCACAGGCCUCUUCACUAUUGAGAUCAUUUUAAAGAUGACUGCGUAUGGAGCCUUCAUCCAUAAGGGCUCUUUCUGCCGUAACUACUUUAAUAUCCUGGACCUGGUGGUGGUCAGUGUGUCCCUCAUCUCCUCCGGGAUUCAGUCAAGUGCCAUUAACGUGGUGAAGAUUCUGAGAGUGCUAAGAGUCCUGAGGCCCCUUAGGGCCAUCAACAGGGCCAAGGGCCUCAAGCACGUGGUCCAGUGUGUGUUUGUAGCGAUCCGCACCAUCGGGAACAUUGUGAUCGUCACCUCUCUGCUGCAGUUCAUGUUCGCCUGCAUAGGAGUACAACUCUUCAAGGGCAAGUUCUACACAUGCACAGACUCCUCUAAGCAGACGCAGGCAGAAUGCAGGGGCUCCUAUAUCCUGUACCGGGACGGUAAUGUGGGGAAGCCGGAGAGGGCGAGGCGUGUGUGGGAGAACAGCGAGUUCAACUUUGAUAACGUACUGACGGGCAUGAUGGCGCUGUUCGCCGUCUCCACCUUCGAGGGAUGGCCAGAGCUCCUGUACAAGGCCAUUGACUCGCACACGGAGGACGUGGGUCCGAUCCACAACUACCGCGUGGUCAUCUCCAUCUUCUUCAUCAUCUACAUCAUCAUCAUCGCCUUCUUCAUGAUGAACAUCUUCGUGGGUUUCGUCAUCGUCACCUUCCAGGAGCAGGGCGAACAGGAGUACAAGAACUGUGAGCUGGACAAGAAUCAGCGUCAGUGUGUGGAAUAUGCUCUGAAGGCUCGUCCACUGCGCCGAUACAUCCCUAAAAACCAGUACCAGUACAAGGUGUGGUAUGUGGUCAACUCCACCUACUUUGAGUACCUGAUGUUCACCCUCAUCCUACUCAACACCAUCUGCCUGGCCAUGCAGCAUCAUGGCCAGUCAUCAUCUUUCAACCACGCCAUGAACAUUCUAAACAUGCUCUUCACCGGCCUCUUCACUGUAGAGAUGAUCCUCAAACUGAUCGCCUUCAAACCGCGGCACUAUUUUGUUGAUGCAUGGAACACGUUUGACGCCCUUAUAGUAGUGGGCAGCGUUGUUGACAUAGCUAUCACUGAGGCUAAUCCGACUACUGAGUCCUCAUCCCACCCCCCUCCGGUAAGACCUUUGGGACUCCAAAACUCUGAAGAUAACGCCAGGAUCUCCAUCACCUUCUUCCGGCUCUUCCGCGUCAUGAGGCUCGUUAAGCUGCUGAGUCGAGGAGAGGGGAUUCGGACCCUGCUGUGGACCUUCAUCAAGUCCUUCCAAGCCCUUCCAUAUGUAGCUCUGCUUAUAGUGAUGCUGUUCUUCAUCUAUGCCGUCAUUGGGAUGCAGAUGUUUGGUAAGAUAGCGCUGAGAGACCACACCCAGAUCAACCGCAACAACAACUUCCAGACCUUCCCACAGGCCGUACUGCUGCUCUUCAGGUGUGCCACAGGCGAGGCGUGGCAGGAGAUCAUGCUGGCGUGUUACCCCCAUAACCCGUGUGAGAAGGGCAGCUCCGACAGCUCCGACGGCGACGCAGACGACCCCGGCAACGAAUGCGGCAGCCAGUUCGCCAUCAUCUACUUCGUCAGCUUCUACAUGCUCUGUGCCUUCCUGAUCAUCAACCUGUUUGUAGCCGUCAUCAUGGACAACUUUGACUAUCUGACGCGUGAUUGGUCCAUCCUUGGGCCGCAUCAUCUGGACGAGUUCAAGAGGAUCUGGGCGGAGUAUGACCCCGAGGCCAAGGGUCGGAUAAAGCACCUGGAUGUGGUCACUCUCUUGCGGCGGAUCCAGCCCCCUCUGGGCUUUGGGAAGCUUUGCCCUCACAGAGUGGCCUGCAAGCGCUUGGUAUCCAUGAACAUGCCCCUCAACAGUGACGGCACCGUCAUGUUCAACGCCACCCUCUUCGCCCUCGUCCGCACCGCACUACGCAUCAAGACAGAAGGUAACCUGGAGCAGGCUAACGAGGAGCUGCGUGCCAUCGUGAAGAAGAUCUGGAAGAGGACCAGCAUGAAGCUGCUGGACCAGGUCGUGCCCCCGGCCGGAGAUGAUGAGGUGACGGUGGGCAAGUUCUACGCCACCUUCCUGAUCCAGGAGUACUUCCGCAAGUUCAAGAAGAGGAAGGAGCAGGGUCUGGUGGCUAAGGUGCCCCCCAAAACAGCGCUGUCUCUGCAGGCGGGCCUGCGGACGCUGCAUGACAUGGGUCCAGAGAUCCGGCGGGCGAUCUCGGGCGAGCUGACGGUGGAGGAGGAGCUGGAGAAGGCCAUGCAGGAGACGGUGUGUGCGGCGUCCGACGACGACAUCUUCAGGCGCUCAGGCGGUCUCUUUGGCAACCACGUCAACUACUACCACCAGGCGGACGGACGCAACACCUUCCCACAAUCCUUUGCCACGCAGCGGCCGCUCCACAUCAGCAAGUCGGGCAGCCCGGGCGACGCCGAGUCCCCGUCGCACGAGAAGCUGGUGGACUCGGCCACCUUCGGCCCGGCUAGCAGCUACUCCUCGUCCGGCUCCAACGCCAACAUCAACAACGCCAACAACACGGGCGUCGGGCCCAGCGGGCGCAGCCACAGCCAGGCCUCCAUCAGCACGGUGGACGGGCACACCGGGCAGCCCCUCACCCCCAUCCUGCUGCCCCGCUCCGCAUGGUGCUUCCCCCCCAAGAGCUCGGACUCCAGUGACAGCCGCUUGCCAAUCAUCCGUCGGGAGGAGGAGUCGACCGAUGAGACGUAUGACGAGAGAGACUACUCAGAGCAGGGCAUCCUCUCCUCCGACAUGCUGGAGUUCCAGGACGAGGAGAGUAAGCAGCUGUCCCCCAUGGAGCUGGAGGAGGGGGACGACCCCGAGGACACGAGACCCUGGCAGUCUCCACGACGAGCCUUCCUGUGUCCCACCACCCUGGGUCGAAGGUCGUCCUUCCACUUGGAGUGUCUGAGGAGACAGACGAGAGGAGACAUCUCUCAGAAGACUGCAUUACCCCUGCACCUGGUCCAUCAUCAGGCGUUGGCAGUGGCAGGCCUGAGCCCCCUGCUGCGGCGGAGUCACUCCCCGACGCUGUUCUCGCGGCUGUGCUCCACCCCCCCCGCCAGCCCUGGGGGGCCGGAAGAGCGCCCCCUGGUGCCCGCGCUGCGUCUGGAGGGCAGCACCAGCUCCUACGAGAAGCUCAACAGCAGCCUGCCGUCGGUCAACUGCGGCCCGUGGUACAGCGACUCCAACGGCAACGGCAACGGCGGCUCCGGCCUCCCCCGCGCCACGCGGCCCCCCCGACCCGUCUCCCUCACCGUGCCCCCCGCCCUGACCAGAGACGACCGCGCGCUCACACACGGCAGCGCAGGCAGCCUGGUGGAGGCAGUGCUGAUCUCGGAGGGGCUGGGGCGGUUCGCUCAGGACCCGUCGUUCAUCGAGGUGACGAAGCACGAGCUGGCGGACGCGUGCGACAUGACGAUCGAGGAGAUGGAGAGCGCCGCCGACAACAUCCUCAACGGCAACGCGCAGCCCAGCGCCAACGGCAACCUGCUCUCCUUCAUCCACUGCAGGGGGGACGUGGACGCGGGCGAGCCGGGCAGCCCAGCCGAGAGCCCCGACGCCGGGGAGCAGCAGCAGCUGCUGGGGGGGGGCAGCCUGGAGGACCAGGACGCCGAGCUGGAGCUAGCGCUGGGGCUAGCGGAGGGGCUAGCGGAGGGGGGGGGGCAGCGGAACAGCGGCCUGCUGGACGACGAGGACAUGGAGUGUGUGACCAGCUUGUAG
Molecule: messenger RNA, 6862 nt
Organism: Sardina pilchardus (European sardine)
Lineage: Eukaryota; Metazoa; Chordata; Actinopteri; Clupeiformes; Clupeidae
Gene: cacna1c
Product: calcium channel, voltage-dependent, L type, alpha 1C subunit
Exons: 48
Coding region: 239-6862 (2207 amino acids)
Biological process (GO): calcium ion import across plasma membrane
Cellular component (GO): membrane; voltage-gated calcium channel complex
Molecular function (GO): high voltage-gated calcium channel activity
Source: RefSeq, a predicted model, not a curated record